Thyridium curvatum is the source of this 822-nucleotide messenger RNA. RefSeq lists its product as uncharacterized. Gene Ontology annotation, cellular component: ESCRT I complex. The transcript has 2 exons. Bases 1 to 822 code for a protein of 273 amino acids. Gene Ontology annotation, biological process: protein targeting to membrane; ubiquitin-dependent protein catabolic process via the multivesicular body sorting pathway; protein targeting to vacuole. NCBI's taxonomy places the organism in Eukaryota, Fungi, Ascomycota, Sordariomycetes, Thyridiales, Thyridiaceae. The record is from RefSeq and is a predicted model, not a curated record.
AUGUACUCCUCAGCACCACCUGUCCCUCCUCCGAAACCCCUAAACGACCCAAACCGCGUCUCUCCGCCGACAACCACAAACUCUCCUCGCCCACCACCUCCCAUCCCCACAGACGCCUCGUCCAGCUUGCCAGAAGCCGCCUUCGCGGGCACAACUACGAGUAGUGGCACCGUACAAGCCCAAGUCUCGCCUCCGCAGUCCAUCCCGGACCCAGGCCCGCAAUGGCUCCCCAAGGUCCUCGAAGAUAAAUCAAAACAAGACCUCGCCGCAAUCCUCUCCUCCCAGCCCCUCCUCCAGGCCCUGACCCACAGCCCCGACACGGCGCACCCCUCCCUCUCGGCCGCCGAGGCCGCCCUGCACGCCGCCCUCGCCGACAACGUCCGCCUGGCCGCGCACCUCCGCGACGACGCCGAGCCGCGGCUCGCCGCCCAGCGCGCCCAGGCCCAGGCCCAGCUCCUCGCCGCGCGCCAGCUCGAGCGCGCCUGGCGCGCCAAGCAGGGCGAGAUGGACGCCGCGCUGGCGCCCUUCGCCCCCGCGAGCCUGUACCAGCGGCUCGUGGCGGGCGUGCAGGAGCAGGCCAUGGUGUGCGAGGCGCUCGAGGAGAGCUUCCUCGAGCACGGCGGCGGCGGCGGCGGCGGCGGUCACGUUCACGGCCAGGAGGACGGGGCCGGUGGUGGUGGCGGUGGCGGCACGGCGGCGAUGGCGACGGAGCGCGAGGCGGCGGACUGGGUGCGGCGGUAUCGCGAGGCCAAGAAGCUGUACUACCUGCGGCAGGAGAGGAAAGAGAGGUGGGAUGAGGGCAGGGUGGGCGGGUGGAGAUGA